This is a messenger RNA of Suillus paluster, 934 nucleotides long. RefSeq lists its product as uncharacterized. NCBI's taxonomy places the organism in Eukaryota, Fungi, Basidiomycota, Agaricomycetes, Boletales, Suillaceae. The coding region runs from base 206 to 835 and encodes 209 amino acids. The transcript has a single exon. The record is from RefSeq and is a predicted model, not a curated record.
AAUUGAUAGGCUGGCAGUUACCUCGAUGGUCCGAAUAGCAGCUCACCAGUGGAGAAGUGUGUGUAUGAGACCGUAAGUGCUUUCUGGAUAUUGUGUAGCUCAUUGUUCUCGGUUGACAUGCUAGCGAUCAUACCAGGCCACCGGCAAGUUGACAAAAAAGCUUGGGCAUUGUCCGGCUACAGUACCUGUGAAGGCACACUGCUGAAUGUGCUGUGAAGAGGUGGGGGAGACGAGAUACCCAGGAGGAGCAAUGUUUAUCUGCAGACAGCCGGUUGUACGACAGUACUUCGAUCACUGUACGAGAAUUGCCAAAUACUUAGUUGCAUCCCCUAUUAGAAUUCCCCAGUACUUGCUAAGGUUAUUCACCGGCCUGUUGUACACGUCCAAAGCCGCGGCUUUCAGGCUAAGCCGGGCCGGCACACUGAAGGCUCAUUUUGGGUCAGGCCGAGGUCCUGGUAACCACACCCGAGCGAUAGCCAUUCUUCAGCCUGGUACUUCUUUCCACCCCAUAUCCUCAGCAGAAAGACCCUGCACGUCCGCGAUCCACGUUAGCAUUCUUUAUGAUCCUGUUCAUGCCUUCCGUGUUGUUAACCAGUGGCCUUCUGUGGAAGACCAAAACUCAAAACUCAAAUGUUGUGCAGGAGGUUCGAUAUCUAUGGCGGCCGUGCGGAGCUUCAUCGAGGAUGGUCAUAUUACGCAGAGUGUUGUUUGGGAAGUCACAACGUCUGAUGAACGCGCCCAUACCUCAGGACAAGUAAUGCGAAGCCAAGGCCGCCUAGGAACCGGAGAUUCAUUCGUGCCCCACGACCCCAUCGUGCCGUACAUCUCCCUUUGAGCAUUUGCCACAUCAACUUCUCAUAACAUUCACAGUUCUUCUCAGUCUGCGUAACUUAUCCUGUGUUUUGGACUCAAUUGUUUUCGCCUAAAAUAGGGA